Molecule: messenger RNA, 2138 nt
Organism: Bactrocera tryoni
Lineage: Eukaryota; Metazoa; Arthropoda; Insecta; Diptera; Tephritidae
Exons: 2
Coding region: 1149-1823 (224 amino acids)
Source: RefSeq, a predicted model, not a curated record
ACUCUCGGUAUCUAUCCCAUCCCGCACGUGUUGUGGUCGAUCGUAACGCUGCGAAGCUGGUAGUCUGUGGCCUCUGUGAUAUAAGUAUUUGUGAUAAUCAUGAAUAAAAUUCAGGAAAGACAGAGUUGUUAUUGGAAUAUCAUUAUAUUUAAUUUGCCUGACAGCUAGAUGCCGCUAUUAGAACUAAAUCCAUAGGUUUUUAAGGUAGCCGUAAUCUUCCAUAAGCGCUUGUAUAAAUUUAACAGUAAAACAAACCGUGAAGGAUUGAUAUGCUAAGUGUAGACGUCGUUAAAUGAGCACCUCAAACGGUGAGCGCAGUGGACGCACAACGGAGGUUGUUACCGACGAAGACAUCAAAAAAGUCCACAAAAUAAUUUUGGAUGACCGUAAAUUGAAGUUGUCCGAGAUAGCAGGCAAUCUAAAGAUAUCAACUGAACGUGUACAUCAUAUCAUUCACGAGUAUUUGUGUGUGAGAAAGCUCCGUUGAAAGUGGCUGCCGCGCGAGCUCACUUUACACCAAAAAACAACGACAAGUUGAAGCAGUGUUUGGAGAUGUUAAAGCGGAAUAGAUCCCAGUUUUUGUGUCGAUAUGUGACAAUGUAUGAAACAUGACACCAUCACUACACUCUAAAGUUCAAUCGACAGCCAUCGGAAGCAUCAAUGAAUGAAGAAAUCCAUCGGAACAGGUGCCGGUGUACUCAAAUGUAUAUUCGUAACCUGUGUAACCUGCUUUAUAGCCGCAUAAUCAAUAUAAACUUAUCUAUUUUGCACCAGGUGUUAACAUGAAUGUAUAUACAUACAUACACAUAUAUUGUAUAAAGGGGGUUUCUGAAUGAUGACUAAUGACGUAUAGGCUAUAUCUACUCGAGCCCUUAUCUACAACAACAGCGAAGAAUUGGAGUGGCCUCAAGUGCUCAAAGCGAAAUAGAUACAAUAAAACAGAUAACGACAGUUUCGACUUUUCCGCAAAACUUUAUUAUUAUCGACAUACAUUUUUAGUAUAAAUCGAAAGCUAAGCGUAGAAACAACGCGCAAACGAAAGCUGAGAAUAUCUAGGAAAUACUAGAUAAAUAAAAUAAAACUACGAGUCUAUUCAAUUGUGGAAUACUAAAAAUAAUUUAUCCCCCUAGUGCAAAAUAACACUGAAUAUGGGAAGAAUUAACGGACUUUUACUUGGCACGCUGGUGCUACUCGCAACGACUAUGAACUACAGCGCAACCGCUCCCGCUCAUGAUGCUCCCAUAAAAUUCGACACUGCAAUUGAAAACACUGUGUUUGAAUUCUACGUAAAUCUGUUCAAAUACUUAUUCCAUUCCUUGGUUAAGACUCGCGAACUGUUGGAAAGUGUUUUAAAGGAUGACACUAUUGUGCCGAAUAACAACAUUAACCGGACUAAAGAACAAUUACAAGACUACAUUGCUGAAACUACGGAGUGCCUUAAGCCAUUACCAACAAAUAUGACGACAUUGGAUGGUUUCCUGUACAUCGUCGCCAACAUACACACAAUAAAUUUGUUCGGAGACAUCGUGAAGCGUUACAAUACCACCUCGCUGCCGACACCCACCGAUGAGGAUAGACUAAUUGAGGCGACAUUGAAACGCCAUGGCCUGGACGAGUUGAUAAAUAAUUUGAAAAUCCGUAAGACGGAAUUUAUCAAUGAAUUUUUGUGCAAAAUGGAUAUUGUUGUCACAGAUCUGUCGGAGGAGGAUAAAAUUAAAAACCACAAGCUGGUGGAAUGGUAUCAGAAUUAUCGAAACUCCACAGAAGAGCAAAGAGCAAAUGAUGUUUUUACACAUUUUGCACAGAUGUUUGCACGAUUUUGAAAGUUGAAAAUUGUUUUUAACCAAAGUUGAUGAUAUGAAGUAAAAAAGAAUUUCCGCUACAAAAAAUAGUUGCGAUUGCCAACCAUCAAAGCGGUUAUAAUCAAUAAAUGAAUCAUAUUUGCAGAUAAGAAUGCUCGUUAUCGUUAUGGGCUUUGUGGGGCCAGUCUAUUUAAUGCUAAGUGUGUGUUGCAUACACAGCUGUUUAAGUUUAUCACUCACCAGAUGUACAAAUGGUGUGAAUAUUAGAAGUGACACCUUGUCAUGUAGUUGAAAUAUAUUAAGAAAUACAUAAUUAUUUAUUGUUUGACAUAUGUA